Drosophila willistoni is the source of this 3984-nucleotide messenger RNA. RefSeq names its product serine/threonine-protein phosphatase 4 regulatory subunit 3 (gene flfl). Gene Ontology annotation, biological process: protein dephosphorylation; DNA damage response. Gene Ontology annotation, cellular component: protein phosphatase 4 complex; nucleoplasm. Lineage: Eukaryota; Metazoa; Arthropoda; Insecta; Diptera; Drosophilidae. Gene Ontology annotation, molecular function: protein phosphatase activator activity. The transcript has 9 exons. The record is from RefSeq and is a predicted model, not a curated record. Bases 523 to 3639 code for a protein of 1038 amino acids.
ACAACACACAAAAAAUUAUCGUCUCGGUUAGGCCAGACCAGCGCUCGAGCGUCGGUUCCGCGGAAAAUUAAAGAAAAUAAGUUAUCCGAAAGAUAAAUUGUUAAUAGCGAGUGGUAAAUAUGCGCAAGCGAAAGUGUUUACACUAAAUUUGAAUGAAUGCAAAUAGCAGCCAGGAGAAAUCGAGUACCAAAAACAAGGGCAGCAACACAAGGAAAUUGCAGCUAUUAUUGAAUUCGUUCUUUCCCAUAAAAAGGUCAACCCUUCUCCCCAAAGUGGCUUGCUUUAAUGCAAUGGAUGUACUACAAGUCAAGCAUAGAGAUUAGCCCAAAAUCCUUUGAAUUUUAAAUUCAAAAUCCUUAUUUAGUUUACUCCUAGUAGCCUAGCUUAGCCUAGCCCAGGAUAGUCAAGAAAGAGAGGUUAUAAGCCACAAAUUAUAGUAAUUAUAUAAUAAAAACAAAAACAUUUUUGGAAAAUCCCCCACGGCCCGGUAGAUAACAAUCGACUAGGAGCCGAAGAUUCAUCAUGACGACCGACACCCGCCGACGUGUUAAACUCUACGCCCUUAAUGCAGAGCGGCAGUGGGAUGAUCGUGGCACUGGACAUGUUUCAUCCACAUACGUGGAUCGACUUAAAGAUCAAUCUCUUGAUGAUGCAUUUUCAGGCAUAUCCCUGCUGGUGCGAGCUGAGUCCGAUGGCUCCUUGUUGUUGGAGAGCAAAAUUCAACCAGACACUGCCUAUCAGAAGCAACAGGACACACUUAUUGUCUGGUCGGAAGGAGAUAAUUUUGAUUUAGCGCUUAGCUUUCAGGAGAAGGCUGGCUGCGAUGAGAUAUGGGAGAAGAUAUGCCAGGUACAGGGCAAAGAUCCAUCUGUCGAAAUUACGCAGGAUAUUGUGGAGGAAUCAGAGGAUGAACGUUUCGAGGAUAUGUCAGAUACGGCGCCGCCCAUUGAGCUGCCAGCGUGUGAAAUAAACCGACUCGAAGAUAUUUCAGAGACGAUACAAAGCUGCUUGUCGACGCCGUUGCGUAAGGAGAAACUCUCUAUGGCUCUUGAGUCGGAGAGUUAUAUCAAAAAGUUGCUGAAUCUGUUCCAUAUGUGCGAGGAUCUGGAAAAUACCGAGGGUCUGCACCAUCUGUUUGAGAUAUUCAAGAAUAUCUUUUUGCUAAACAAAAAUGCCCUCUUUGAGAUCAUGUUUGCCGAUGACACAAUUUUCGAUGUAGUCGGCUGUCUGGAGUAUGAUCCUAGUGUGUCACAGCCAAAGAAGCAUCGCCAGUAUUUAAAGCAAUGGGCCAAAUUUCGUGAGGCAGUGCCCAUUAAGAAUCCAGAUCUGUUGGCAAAAAUCCAUCAAACGUUUCGGGUGCAGUACAUACAGGACAUUAUAUUGCCCACACCGUCGGUGUUUGUUGAGGACAACAUGCUGAAUACACUUUCCAGUUUCAUAUUCUUUAACAAGGUCGAAAUUGUGACAAUGAUCCAGGAGGAUGAACGUUUCCUGCUCGAUGUCUUUACGGUGCUCACAGAUCCCGCCACUGGUGACGCAAAGCGUCGCGAUACGGUUUUGUUUCUCAAGGAAUUCUGCAAUUUCGCCCAAAAUCUGCAGCCGCAGGGCAAAGAUUCCUUUUAUAAGACGCUCACCUGCCUUGGCAUACUGCAGGCAUUGGAGUUGACGCUGGUCAUGAAUGACAAGAAGACCAAAUCAGCCUCCAUAGACAUUCUCACGGCUAUUGUGGAAUUUUCGCCAUUGGUAGUGCGUAAUUAUACGCUCAAUCAGGUGAAUCGGCCCGAAGGAGAGCGCAUGCUGCUUAAUAUUGCCAUCGAACAAAUGCUUAAUGAUUCAGAACCAGAGCUGGGCAUUGCAGUGCAAUUGAUGGGCAUUAUUAAAAUCUUGCUAGAACCGGAGAAUAUGCUGACCGAGAAGGGAGAUUUUCUCAAUUUUUUCUAUAAAUACAGCGUACAAACGCUUGUUGCCCCCCUAAUGCUCAAUACAAUGGGUGAUCGCCCUCAGAAUGAGGACUAUCAGACAGCCCAAUUGCUUGGCAUUGUUUUGGACAUUUUAUCAUUUUGUGUGGAACAUCAUAGCUAUCACAUUAAGAACUUCUUGUUACAAAAGGAUCUCCUCAAACGAAUUCUAGUGCUAAUGAAAAGCACACAUACGUUCCUUGUAUUAGGCGCCCUACGAUUGUUGCGUAAAAUAAUUGCACUCAAGGAUGAGUUUUACAACAGACACAUUGUAAAGUGUAAUCUAUUUGCGCCUGUGGUUGAUGCCUUUAUUCGUAAUAAUGGCCGUUACAAUCUUUUGGAAUCAGCCAUACUGGAAUUAUUCGAGUUUAUAAAACUCGAAGAUAUACGCACAUUGUGCGUGUAUUUUGUAGAGAAUUUUAGCAAGAUAUUUGAUGAAAUCGAAUAUGUGCAGACAUUCAAAUAUUUGAAGAAUCGCUAUGACCAGUAUCAAGAUCGUCUUAAGGAUCGUGACAAGAUGGAAAACCGAACUGAUGGUGGCUUGCCCAUAAUUCGCAGCGCUGGACGUUUUCGUCGAGAUCAACGUCAAAUGGAGGAGGAAGAGGAAAUGUGGUUUAACGAGGAAGAUGAUUUUCCAGAGGAAAUUGAUACGUAUAAUAAUGUUAUAAAAUCCGUCAGCGAAAAGAAUGGCCCGCAAACCCAACAAAGCCAGUCACAGACGCAGAGAUCCUCGCCCCCACACAGCACGUCACCACAAAGCGGUGGUCUGUUGGGCAAUUUGAAUUCCACAGCGACAGCAACUGCCACCUCAGUAUCAGGAGCAACCUCAUCGGCAUCAUCAUCAUCAACAUCAUCAUCUGCAACAACAGCAGCUACUCCACCCGUAGUCAGUGGUGGUGGCAGUAGUCCAGAGUCAUCGAGUAGCAUUGAAGAGCAAACUCAGGCUGCUGUUCAUUUAGCGACGGCUGCCAAUAUCGCUCUUCAGCAGCAGCAGCAACAACAACAACAACAGCAGCACGCAUUCCAGCAACAGCAAUCACAGCCCGAGAUUGCAGAACUGCAACAACAGCUGGGCAAUGUAGAGCAGCAGCAGCAGCAACAAGCGCAAAAUGAAGAUACAGCGUCACUUGUAAGUGUGUUGCCUUCGUCAUCAUCCGCAUCCUCGCUUGAAGCGUCCACCUCAUCGUCGUCGUCGUCAUCAUCAUCAUCUUCGUCAUCAUCCUCGUUAUCUUCAUCGCCUCCGACACCGGUGCUGUGCGAUUCCGCGACAGUAGUUGCAGUAGCAGCCGCCUCACAAUUGUUUACAACAAUUGCUUCGGCCAUGGCAGCAUCUGCAGCCGCCACAACUACGUCCAGCCUGGCAACAGCAAACGCACCGGCAACAUCAGAACCGACUGUAAACAGUUUAGAUAGCGAUUCUAUUGAAACGCCAUCGGCGAAUACAUGUAAUGAGGCCAAUGAUGAUUCCAUAAAGGACGAUGAGGACGAGAACGGGGAGAAGGACAAAAAUGUGGCUACUACUACGGCGGAAGGGUCCUCUGAAGCGGCAACUGAGGCAGAUAAAGAUACAGCCAAGAAGGGUCUGGUGGAUUAUGAAAGUGAUUCCGGGGAGGAUGAUUACGAAGAGGAUGAAGACACAUCCGAUGGGCCACAAACACAAAAACGCGCACGUCUGGCAUAGUUAAUAGAGAUGGAGCACAGCGGCAUCAAUUAUAAAUCCAUGGAACAAACAACAAAUUAAAGCAACAACAGCAAACACACACACACACACAACAUACCCACACCAACAAAUGCAAGGAACGAAGAGUAUCGGCAAAUGUAGCUAGCUGCACCAGCGGUUGCAGUUAUGAAAGGCGACGCUCCUUUGAUUUAUUAAAACACAACAACAAAAGGCAUACAAAAAAGAAAAACGAAAGUAAAACGAACACAGAGAGAGGUACGAUGUAAGAUCGAACAAGAAAACAAAAGGAAAACCAACAUAAAACAUAACAAUUUAGCAUAAAAGAAAAUUUAUUUUAAAGAAAAA